AUGUCAACAGAAGAAACAAAAAAAGAACAAGCCCUUCAAAAUUACAGAGAUCGUUUAAUUGAACAUAAAAAUGCAGAACUCAGAUUAAAUAAAGCUCAUGAAUUAAUCAAAAAAUUAAAGAAGGAUUUCCAAAAGACAGAAGAUCAUAUAAAAACUAUUCAAUAUAUUGGUGAAAUAAUUGGUGAAGUUUUAAGAUCAUUAGAUGAAGAAAGAUUUAUUGUUAAAGCUUGUAAUGGUCCAAGAUAUGUUGUUAGAUGUGCCAAUUAUCAAGAUAAAGCACAUUUAUUAGUACCAGGUGCAAGAGUCACAUUAGAUUUAACAACAUUAACAAUUUUAAAGAUUUUACCACGUGAAGUCGAUCCAAUUAUUUUCAAUAUGACAGCUGAAUCACCAGGUAAUGUAUCAUAUGGUGAAAUUGGUGGUUUAUCAGAUCAAAUUAGAGAAUUAAGAGAAGUUAUAGAGUUACCAUUAAUGAUUCCAGAAUUGUUUGUACGUGUUGGUAUUAAACCACCAAAAGGUGUUUUAUUAUAUGGUCCACCAGGUACAGGUAAAACAUUAUUAGCAAGAGCAAUCGCAUCAAAUUUAGAAGCUAAUUUCCUUAAAGUUGUAUCAUCAGCCAUUGUCGAUAAAUAUAUUGGUGAAAGUGCUCGUGUCAUUCGUGAAAUGUUUGGAUAUGCACGUGAUCAUCAACCAUGUGUUAUUUUUAUGGAUGAAAUUGAUGCUAUUGGUGGUCGUCGUUUCUCUGAAGGUACAUCUGCCGAUCGUGAAAUUCAAAGAACCCUUAUGGAAUUAUUAAAUCAAAUGGAUGGUUUCGACACUCUCCAAAAAGUUAAAAUUAUUAUGGCUACAAAUCGUCCAGAUGUUUUAGAUCCAGCCCUUCUCCGUCCAGGUCGUUUAGAUCGUAAAAUCGAAAUCCCUCUUCCAAACGAAGCCGGUCGUGUUGAUGUCCUUAAAAUCCAUGCCUCAUCCAUCACUAAACAUGGUGAUAUAGAUUACGAUGCUUUAUCAAAAUUAUGUGACAGUUUCAACGCCGCUGAUUUACGUAAUGUUUGUACUGAAGCCGGUAUGUUUGCAAUUAGAGCCGAAAGAGAUUAUGUAAUUGAAGAAGACUUUUAUAAAGCUUGUCGUAAAGUUAUGGAUAGUAAAAAACUUGAAAGCAAACUUGACUAUCAAAAAGUUUAAAAUAAAGAUAAUAGUAAAUAACAAUAAUAAUAAUAAUAAUAAUAAUAAUAUUUAUUUCAUCAACAUAUUUUAUAUUUUUUAAAAACAAACACCCAGACAAAU
Molecule: messenger RNA, 1284 nt
Organism: Dictyostelium purpureum
Lineage: Eukaryota; Evosea; Eumycetozoa; Dictyosteliales; Dictyosteliaceae
Product: 26S protease regulatory subunit S10B
Exons: 2
Coding region: 1-1182 (393 amino acids)
Biological process (GO): positive regulation of RNA polymerase II transcription preinitiation complex assembly
Cellular component (GO): cytosolic proteasome complex; proteasome regulatory particle, base subcomplex
Molecular function (GO): proteasome-activating activity; ATP hydrolysis activity; ATP binding
Source: RefSeq, a predicted model, not a curated record